CUCCCGGGAAAGUGGGCUGGGCAAAGGGAAGCGGGGUGGGGAGGCUGCGGCUCCGGACGUGAUUUAUUGACCCGCUGGCUCCGCCCAGUCUGCAGCUGAGCUCCUCGCCGCGCGGACGUGGCCUGGACCAGCCCAACGUUUGUGCGCGGAAACAAUUGCAGUGAGGACCGAGCCUCUUAUUGUGCUCACCACAACCAGCUGCAGCACAGCGAGCUACGGCUGGUGAGUCUGAGUGGCCGUAAGCCAACCCAGACAAGGCCGUUUUCGUCGGAAACGGACGCGCUUCAUCCGCGCAGUCACCGCCCCCAAGCGAAGGUGGGCGGGGUCGUCCGGAAGCCGAGGCCGGCUCGGAGACCGGCUUGGACCACGGUGCAACGCGUAGACUCGCUCUUGUUCGUGUUCUUUUUUUUGGACUUGGCGAAUGGGAUGUAGGAUUCAUGGAUUGUGCCACCCCGUCUGGAGCGGAGCGCCGCACGGACGUGGCGCUGGACCAGCUCAGUUCCUGGAGCGCAGAAACAACUGAAGGAGGAGUCUGCAGUUGUGCACAGCACAACGAGCACAACUAGCCUCAUUGCGACUCGCUACAGCCGGAUGUAGUGCGUGUCGACCACUACAAGUUGUUUCGUGCAUUCAAGAUGACAUCUGCCAAGGACAAUGGUGUUGUGUGCGAGGCAGGCAAGGACGCCAACGUCAAGAGCACUAAUAAUGAAGAGGAACCUGAGAAAAAAACAGUGAAGUGCGUUGCGGAAAUGGGUGACCUGCCGGACGAGCUGCUGCUGUUCAUCUUCAGCCGCGUGACGGACGGCCCGACUCUGCUCACCGCCGUCCCCCUCGUCUGCAAGCGCUGGCGGCAAGUGUCUUCGGACCCCGCCGCCUGGCGCGGGGUGACGGUCUGCGUGCAAGCCAACAGGGUGGCCUCAUCCAUUGAGAGGACCGUUCUCACAGUAGCUCCAGUCGUUGGCAGCCUGCAUGUCAGUCUCAGUGAAUCGCCCCCAGUGUCAGGAGGCCGCCCCAACAACCGUUUCCUGCGUGCCAUAGAGAAGGUGGUUGUGUGCACUGAGCUCUCAUUGCAAUGCGAUCCGCCACGCUGGCUACGCAAGGGGUACCUGGAGUUAGUGUGGCGUAGCCGAAACCAACUGAAGCGGCUGUCCAUAGUAUUGGACAAUAAGACGAAAACUGAGUUGGGUCAUAGCCCUGUGGAUGUUCUCUCUCAGAUGCCCUGUCUUGAAGAGUUGACAGUGUACGUGCACAAAAAGUUCGUGUACAAAAGUGGUGAGCUGAAGGAUUGCUUUCCCAAUCUGAAAGGAAUCAAGGUGGUGGAGAAACCGACUGGUACAAGGCAGCAUGAUUUGAUCAAAGACCUCUUGGUGGAUAGCCUUGUCCGUGCGCACUUUCGCCCGUGCUUCCCGCCACGACCGGACCUGCUCACGGCACUGGAAAAGUGCCAGAAAAUUGAGAGCUUGUACUUGAACUGGGAAUUCACCCCCGUCUUCAAAAGUCUGCCUGCCCUCAAGGACGUUACCAUUGAUCUGACCGUUGAGGUGCCACUUCAGCCGGAGAAAGUAGUGCAGGCAUUUUGCUCAUUGUACACGCCAACAGUAGAGAAAGUGCACGUCCUGGUUGAGUGGUGUGUCUUCCGGUGCUCGUGGCUCGUCCUUGUCAAGUCCUGCCAGUCGGGAGUGCGGGCCUUGAAGAAACGUGGAUUCAAUGGCACCAUCACAUACGCCAUGGUUGCGUGAAAGGACAUCGAGAGGGCAACCGUUUUCGACGCUUGGGGACACCAGAUUUCAUAAGAGACGAGAUUUCGUUGGAUUUCGCAAGAUUUGGACCGAUUUGGCGCCGAUAUUUUCCUUGCUAUCUGCCCUUUGUGGGGGAAAAUUUCAGAUAUCCAGAAAUUUCAUGCUCUCUAGUCUCAAGGGCUCUUUAGACCCAUGGUUUCCCGAGUGGUUGCCCCCUCGAAACACACCCACAAUGCAAAAAAAACUGCGUCGUUUGGUGCGGAAAAUGGGCACGGAAAAAGUAGAAAUGUUGUGUACGUUUUAUUCCUAGUAUAAGUAUCUCAUAUAAACUGGUAUGGAAAACAUGCAUGGAACCUGUGCCACACUUUCCCAGUUUUUUAUCUACGAAUGCAUACCAGUGGGAGUUGGGACAGAGUCCUUUUCAAGAUCCCAAUUUGUUCUCUCUAAAUCCAGAGUGGCGGGGCAGUUAAUCUCAUCCGAAGGUUGGACGUAAAGCUCCACUGGACCUCAGCAAAACUCUCUAUCAAUGCGUGUGUUUCAUGCCCUUGUUAAUCAAUUUUACAAUGAACUAUCAUAUCCCCUGUACAUAUCUAGUUUACUGUCGUAUUUUGGAUGUAUCACCAAGUUGUUCAUGAUACUGUACUUCUGUUUUUCGCGUCUUUAAAGGCACUAUUUUUUUUCUUUAUUUUUGUGUCACCCUUUGUUGGGGGUACAACAUUUUAUCACCUCAAAAGUGACUAAGAGUCGCAUUUGAAUCGUGGGCCGGCUUGAAUUCUCACCGUCGCAUAUGUCUUCAUUGACAAUGCAUGGGUUAAUGUAUAAAGAAUUUAGGUUGUACAGAUUGAAUUCUUGUGAAAUAUGUUGAACUACGGAUUAUAUGUGUAUAUAAUGUAACGUUUCUAGUGAAAAUUUUCAAAAAGAUGAUUAGGUUAAACAAAGUUAAAAUGUAAAUAACACUUGACUAGUUAACUGUCUAUGGUGUAGUGAAUUUUCAUCUCAAAUCUGCUUAGAAAUUCGUGAAUUUAUGUUAACAGACGUUGGUCUGAAUAUAUUGAAUUCGUGAUACUUUGGGUUUUUGCCUCUUUGGAGGCAAGAUUUUUUCUUUAUUUUUGUGUCACCUUUCGUUGGGGAGACCACAUUUUAUCGCCUCAAAAGUGACUAAGAGUCGCCUUUGAAUCGUUAUUGAUGACGUUAAUCCCAAAGCUUCGACCGGCUUGGACUCACACCAUCGCAAGUGUCUUCAUUGACAAUGCAUGGGUUUAUGUACAAAGAAGUUAGGUUGUAUAGAUUGAAUUCUUAUGAAACAUGUUGAACGAUGGAUUAUAUAUGAGUAUAAUAUAACGUUUUUAAUAUAAAGUUUUUAAAAAAAGGUAAAUGUUGAAGUUAAAGAAAGUUAAAAUGUGAAUAAUAUUUGACUGGUUUACUGUCUAAGGUGAAGUGAAUUUUCAUCUCAAAUAUAUGUGUAUUUAUGUUAACAAACGUUGGUCUGAAUAGCGUGAACUCUUAUAAAGUAUGUAUACCACUAAUGUACAAUUACUGAAGUUAUCUCUCCUUGGCUCGGAUGAUGCAGCCGGGCUGAUUGCCGUCGCUGCUUAACCAAAGCUCUUCUGUCCAAAUCUUAAAUUUAAAAAAAAAAUAAUUUCAAAAGUUGUGCUAGUGGAUCGUGUGAUCGAAGUCAAAUACUUCUACCGUAUUUCGUUAUUGCAAUUCAGCAAAGAGAAUAGUAUGUUUAUUUUUAUACUAUCGUUUGGCACUUUGAACGACUAAGGAUUGUGUUGCUUUAAGAAUUUCGACCCGUUUUGACAUAGGUGCGUGGGUACUGCGUACGCCCAACACUUAAAAAAACUUCCACGAUACGAAGAAAAUGAAGCCAGUGGAUCUACUUUACAUUAUGAAGAAAUGCUUCUCGUUGGAUGUCUCGCUUCUUUGGGUAUCCAGUCACUUUGGUUAAAUGUAAGCUCAUUUGUGGCUGAUUCAUAUCCAAACGAGAGUGGCUCUAUUCUGAAAGGAGAGUGACAUUUUGUCACAGGAGGUUUAACAUCAGUUCGGUCUACCUACAGUGCACCUACAAAUCCCUGCGAAAUUCAUGAUUUUCUUGUUCUUUCUCGUUCUUUUCCUUCUUUUUAAGUGGGCGUGAAGAAUCAGCAUUCGCUUUCCCGGGUAACUUUAGAGUUCGGAUGGUCUGUGUCUUUGGCACGCUGCUCAUGCACACCGCUGUGAUAGUGGUGAAUUAAGUUCACAGCGAGAGAGGAAAAUAAUUUUAGCAUGUCACUCAGAAAAUCGGCUCAAUGCAACUCUGUUCUACAACACGCUUUUGGAUCAUAGAAAACCAUGGUGUGUCCUGUUUCAAUUUUCAUUCCUGCAUCUCUGUUUUGCUUUUGUUGUUUAUUCGUCCUUGAUCUGUUGAUCAUACUAACACGUUAAUAAAACGAAAUGGCUCUGUUAUCUUUUCUACAUAAAAACAAACACAAAAAACAAUUUUAUCUUUGUGGCAGUAGUUGUUGCAUUUGAUGAAAAAGAACUUUCUUGGGCCGCAUGCAUUUGGAGCAUUGUGUACUGUUUUCAAUUUUAUUCCUGCACGUCUGUUCUGUGUUGUAUAUUCGUGUUUGAUCUGUUUAUUAUACUAACACGUUAGUGAAAUGAAAUGUCUAUGCUAUCUUUUUUACAAAGAAAUAAGCCAACCAAAAAAAGGGGGAAACUAUUCUAUGUGCAUUCUUUUCUACGUAAAAUAAGCUAACCAAAAACAAAAAAACAAUUGGAUCUGCAAUCUUUUCUAAAAAAGAAUUAAAAAACACUUUUCUAUCUCUGAGGAAGUUGGUGUAUUGUUGUUGGUGUAAUAGGACUUGUAGGGAGAAUACAUUCGGAGCAUUGCGCACUUUGCUGUGUCCAGUUCAAAUUUUUAUUCCUGCGUGUUCUGAUUGAUAUUUUUUCGGGUUUGAUCUCAUGUUGUAAACAAAAUGUAUUGUCUGUUAUUACAUGAAAAUAAAAGAGACACAAACAGAUAAACACUACUCUACCGCUAUGAUGUAGGGAUCAAUGCAUUUGAAGCGUUGUGAAACAUGCUGUCCUGUACUUAUUUAUGUUUCUGCACGUCUGUUCUGAUUAAUAUAUUGUUGUGUUUUAUCUGCUUAUUAUCUUGAUGUUAAGAAAAUUACAUGUCUCUGUAAUCACAUCUCCAUUAAUCUUCUACCUUUAAGGCAGUUGGUGAAUUGUAAUAAGACUUGUAGGGGAGACUGCAUUUGGAGUAUUGUGAACCAUGCUGUGUCCAGUUCUAAUUUAAGUUUCUGCAUGUUCGUUCUGAUUGAUGUAUUGUGGUGUUUUAUCUGUUUAAAUUAUUGAUGUUUACGAAAUUUAAUAUCUCUGUAAUCACAUCUACAUGAAACUACAUGAAAUAAACAA
This is a messenger RNA of Thrips palmi, 5138 nucleotides long. RefSeq lists its product as uncharacterized. Gene Ontology annotation, molecular function: protein binding. The record is from RefSeq and is a predicted model, not a curated record. Lineage: Eukaryota; Metazoa; Arthropoda; Insecta; Thysanoptera; Thripidae. The transcript has 4 exons. Bases 636 to 1739 code for a protein of 367 amino acids.